Echinostoma caproni is the source of this 303-nucleotide messenger RNA. The record is from the annotation of a GenBank genome assembly. Lineage: Eukaryota; Metazoa; Platyhelminthes; Trematoda; Plagiorchiida; Echinostomatidae.
AUGCAACGCAUCAAUGUGCUCAGUCUGACGGUGUUGGCUCUCAUGGCCGUUCUGUUACAACCAGCUCAAUCAGCUAAUAUCAAACAAUGUCCCGCUACCAUGUCUGCUUGGCUUUCGGAUGUGACGGAAAAGUUGUCAGCAACCUACUAUGAUUAUCGCUGUAUGGUUCGAGAACACAUUCGGGAGAAAUAUGCGAAAGACAAUUUGGGCGAGCAAUUGAUCGAAAUUUACGACAUUUUUUAUGAACGCCUGUCCGCGCGUGUUGCCCCACUCACGAAUAUGGCUUCACGCUUUUUGGCUUGA